This is a messenger RNA of Fonsecaea multimorphosa CBS 102226, 1080 nucleotides long. RefSeq lists its product as uncharacterized. Bases 1 to 1080 code for a protein of 359 amino acids. The transcript has 3 exons. The record is from RefSeq and is a predicted model, not a curated record. Lineage: Eukaryota; Fungi; Ascomycota; Eurotiomycetes; Chaetothyriales; Herpotrichiellaceae.
AUGGGGGCCACGACGGUCCUCCCACGGUCUUUACAGGAGAGUCUGGCCAACACAAAGGUCUCCUAUGCACAGUUGGGCAGUUCAGGCCUCCGUGUCUCGGUCCCCAUCCUUGGGACCAUGUCUUUUGGCCACAAAGAUUGGCAGCCCUGGGUCUUGGAUGACCCGGACGAGGUGGACGCGAUUCUCAAGGGCGCCUUUGAUCGCGGUCUGAACACAUGGGACACGGCCAAUGUCUACUCUAACGGCCUCUCGGAGCAGAUGAUUGGCAAUACACUGAGAAAGCACAACAUCCCACGACACAAAGUCAUUCUGAUGUCCAAGUGUUUCAGCCCAGUUGGUGAGGAGCCUAAUGUACAUGUCAUUAGCUACCCGAAACAGAUAUCAGCAAGCAAGAACUACGUCAAUCAAGAAGGUUUAAGCCGUACUGCAAUACUUAACGCCGUCAAUGGCAGCCUUGAGCGACUUGGGACAGAUUAUCUGGAUCUUUUGCAGAUCCACCGAUUCGACCCAACAGUCCCAGUUGAGGAAACAAUGAAAGCAUUGCAUGAUUUAGUGCAGAGUGGAAAGGUUCGAUACAUUGGGGCUUCAAGUAUGUGGACGUACCAGUUUGCACAGAUGCAGUACGUGGCCGAGGUCCAUGGUUGGACCAAGUUCAUCUCGAUGCAGAAUCACUACAGCCUGUGCUACCGAGAAGAGGAGCGUGAGAUGAACCGGUACUGCCACGAAACAGGGGUUGGUCUCAUUCCGUGGGCGCCACUUUAUCGUGGCUUGCUUGCGCGCCCACUGGGCUCCAACAAGACGACGCGCGAAGAGAGUAUCAAAGGCCCGUUUGCUGGAUUACAUGGAGGAGAUGUGGAGAUAAUUAAUCGGGUCAGCGAACUGGCCGAGAAGCAUGCGUGGAAGAUGAGCCACGUUGCACUCGCGUGGAUUAUCCAGAAAGGCACGAUCCCAAUUGUAGGAGCUAGCAGCCUGGCCAGAUUGGAAGAGAUAUGUGAAGUUCGAGGCAAAUCGUUGACCGAUGACGAGAUCAAUUAUCUCGAGGAGCCAUAUCAGCCUAGAAAUAUCGUCGGUCAUCAAUAG